AUGACUCGGACUAUUCUGACAAGAGCGGAAAUUGGGGCUGAUGCAAACGUCGCUACUCCAUGUGUGACCCUCAAGAACGGUCAAUUUGUCAAACUUGACUUUGAGGAUUGGCCAUGUGAGCAUGUCUCGCCGCUGCUAGCUGCAGCUGGAAUUCGAAGCAGCAUCAAGGACAUGUUGAAGUGGUGCAAAGCGGUCCUUUCGGCCGAGCGGGAAGAGCUAUGCCAUAUCCACGGAACACCGCAGACGCGAUUCCCCAUCCCAAACAACCCCUUGAAGCAAAUUAGUCGCAUUCGUCGCGGAUAUUGGGCUCGACCUGAUGAUGACCCUUCGACAAGCAAGAGUGCGGCUUAUUGCAUGGGAUGGGUUAGACUAGAUCUUCCUUCCUCGAUGCUCGGCGCCUUCAGCGGAAAUGUUCUUUCUCGCGAGAAAGGUUCCAAGAAUCACCUAAGACCUGAAUUUGUACUGGGCAGGUCUUCUGACCCAUUACUAGUAAUUGGUCAUACAGGUGGAAUGCCAGGAUCUUUAGCAACGAUAUGGACGUUUCCAGAAACAGAGAGUGAUGUUGUGGUCUUGACUAAUGGUAGGGGCCUUGGAGAUGCAAGUGACUUUGUGGCACAGAUUUUGAUCCAAGAGUUGUUUGAUCUCAAACCAAAGGUUAAUUUAAUACCAUGGGUCAGGCAUGAGACGAAGCUGGCGCAAGGCUACUUUGAAGAGACAAUGCUGGAGCCUUGGAAACAAGGUAGAGCCCCAGAUGCUUCAAUGCGAAGCCCAGAAUCUUACGUAGGUGAAUAUCGGGGAUUUGAUGGUCUUUUUAAUUUGGAUGUUUUGAUGGAGGACUCUGGGGACCUUUGCGUCAUAUUUAAUAGGCGACGGGCAUCAAUGACGAGUUUGAUGUUCUUCACUCGAGAUAUAUACAGCUAUUUUAUCCCGGAUUUUGACAGAUGGAUGAGUAGAGGAAUUUCGGUGAACAAGUUUGAGCAGACAUUGCUCGAGUUCAAUUUUGAUGAAGCCGAGGGAGUUACUAUAGGUCUCUGGUGGCUUCGGAACUCAAAGGAAGAGCGGGCAUAUUUUAAGAAGGUUAUAUAA
Molecule: messenger RNA, 1086 nt
Organism: Penicillium cosmopolitanum
Lineage: Eukaryota; Fungi; Ascomycota; Eurotiomycetes; Eurotiales; Aspergillaceae
Exons: 1
Coding region: 1-1086 (361 amino acids)
Source: RefSeq, a predicted model, not a curated record